Molecule: messenger RNA, 2207 nt
Organism: Teleopsis dalmanni
Lineage: Eukaryota; Metazoa; Arthropoda; Insecta; Diptera; Diopsidae
Gene: unk
Product: RING finger protein unkempt
Exons: 11
Coding region: 91-2160 (689 amino acids)
Molecular function (GO): metal ion binding
Source: RefSeq, a predicted model, not a curated record
UGAACUUUAACACAAGACUUUGUCUCUUCACAUCUUUCCCAUAUUUCGGCUUCAUAUAUCAAUUUUUAUUGUGUGCUUUUCAUAAACAAAAUGGAGACGACGAAAUCGCAACUAACAUUAGCCACACAGCAAGAAAAAAUUUCACAUUACACAUACUUAAAAGAAUUUCGAGUGGAACAGUGUCAGUCGUUUCUACAGCACAAAUGCAAUCAGCAUCGUCCGUUUAUUUGCUUCAAUUGGCAUUUUCAAAAUCAACGUCGGCGUCGUCCUUUAAGAAAACGCGAUGGAACAUUUAAUUAUAGCGCUGAUAAUUAUUGUACAAAAUAUGAUGAAACUACCGGGAUUUGUCCAGAUGGUGAUGAUUGCCCUUUCUUACAUCGUACAGCUGGCGAUACAGAACGGCGUUAUCAUUUACGAUACUACAAAACUUGCAUGUGUGUGCAUGAUACAGAUAGUCGAGGCUAUUGUGUAAAAAAUGGACAUCAUUGUGCAUUUGCUCACGGUUUAACGGAUCAACGUCCGCCAGUAUACGAUAUUAAAGAAUUGGAAGCAUUACAGAGCUCAGAAAACACAUUGGAUGGCACAACGUCACAGAAUGCACUCGAUAAAGAGCGUAAUCUAAUGAAUGAAGAUCCUAAAUGGCAAGAUUCUAAUUAUGUUUUAGCUAAUUACAAAACAGAACCAUGCAAGCGCCCACCACGCUUGUGUCGACAAGGAUAUGCUUGUCCACAAUAUCACAAUAGUAAAGAUAAGCGGCGUAGUCCAAGAAAAUUUAAAUAUAGAUCAACACCUUGUCCAAAUGUGAAGCAUGGUGAAGAAUGGGGUGAACCUGGUAAUUGUGAAGCAGGUGACAAUUGUCAAUACUGUCACACACGCACCGAACAGCAAUUUCAUCCUGAAAUUUAUAAGUCGACUAAAUGCAAUGAUGUGCAACAGGCAGGUUAUUGUCCACGUAGCGUGUUUUGCGCUUUUGCACAUGUGGAACCAUAUAUAAUAACUGAAGAAAAACCACGUGAACUUGAUGGAUUAACAACAAAUAUUGCUUUGAGCGAGUUAAUAUCAAGUGCACUACCUCCUGAUAUCAAAUCAAAGGAAACAAACAACAAACCGCCUGGAUUAAUGGCAAUUGGUGAUAAUUUGUUGGGUAUUGAUAGUAAUGAUACGAAUAACAUUUUAGUAAAUGCAUUGGAAAAAUCAACAAAUCAAAGCAAAUUUAUUAAUUUUUCUUUACCUUUGGAUAAACUUUCCUGUACCAUUGAUGAUCCUCGUGAAAAUUCACUCUCAGCCAGUUUAGCAAAUUCAAGUUUAAUGUCAAGAUCUUCAGCGCCAAUUAACAUUCCUAAUUCAUCAUUAAAUAACUCAUUGAAUGAUUUCAAUUCUGGUGGUUUUGCUGUUAACAUUCCUAGCAGUUCACUCAAUUAUAGUCCAACAAAUCAUACAAAUUUAUUUAGCGUUUCUGAUGCAUUCAACUAUAGUAGCUCGAAUUCGAAUAAACUCAGCAAUUCACUUACAGCAACACAAAAUGAUAGUAAUAGUUUAUUUUUCCCUUCUCGUAUAAUAUCACCAGGCUUUACCGAUGGGCUCUCCUUAAGUCCUGCAGUUAGAAUAAGUGAAUUGAGUUCAAUACGUGAUGAGUUGACAAGCAGCUCAGUAGGAAAUAGUUUAUUUGAAAACAGUUUGAAUGCAACAAAAAAUGCAUUUUCUUUACAAUCACUACAAAAUCAAAAUAAUUCGGAUGUUGGACGUUUCAGCGCUGAAAUAAUGUCAAAAAAUGCACAAAUUAUAAAACUAUCGAAUCGUAUUGAUGAUAUUACUAGAAAAAUUAAUUUAGUUGAAUUACAACGUGACAAAGCUAAACAGGAGGCUCUAGAAUGGAAGGAACGUUAUGACAUAGCCCAAACGCAAUUAAAUCUAUCAACAGAAUUACGUAAUUUAUCUAUACAAAAAUUAAAGCAAUUACAGUCGAAAUUACGAGGCGAUUUAGAGGAUGUUGAAAAAGUAUUAUAUUUAGAAAAUGCGAAGAAAUGCAUGAAGUGCGAGGAAAAUAAUCGCACUGUGACACUUGAUCCAUGCAAUCAUUUCUUGCUUUGCGAUAGCUGCGCCUGUUCCGUGACAGAAUGUCCUUACUGUCAAGUUCCAGUUGUAACAACGCACACUUAAAUGAGUUUUGUAAGGUAAACUACAAAAAAUAGCAAAACAAAAAAAAA